CAUAGACCAGAAACCUUCGCUAUAUACCCGUUCCGUCAGAACAGAACCGUCCAUAGCUAUGAACCGGUCGCGCACAGUACCAUCGAACUAACCUGGGUACUUACCGUGAAAUGUUUGCUAGUUUUUGACGUUUUCGGCUCAGUGUGCGCGAGUAUUUUUGUUGUUUGGAUUAUUGUGCAAUUAUUCCAAUAUGGCGUUCGAUAGCAGUACCAGCAGAGUACUGGGAUUUGUUUGGAUCUUUUUGGUUUCUUUGAAAACGAUACACUGUCAACUACAAGAUGCAGAGUUCAACCCCCAGGUCUCAGCUACAUGCAAGGCAGAUCAUACGAUGAACAUCAAAGUGAACUUCAACAACUCCUUCUACGGUACCAUCCACGCAAGAGAUUACCGGACGCCAUCUUGUAUGGCUGUGGGUGAUGGUGGUAAAACUGUUACCCUCACCAUAAGUCUUCUAGCACCCCCCGGUUCAGCUGGAUACUGUGGAUUGAUUACCAAUAACAAAACUCAAGAAAAAUCAGUUCCUAUAGCGAUACGAAUCCAUAAAACACUAGAACUGGCCGACGACAAGUUCUACGUCAUCACUUGUGGAAAGGCUGGAUUCAAAAACCAAUCUUCGCCAGUGUCUUUGCAAAUACUUGAUGGAAGCAGAGUGGUGAACAAGGCAGUACUCAGCAAUCCCUAUACCUUAAGAAUUCAAGUUUCCAAACCAGAUAGUUCGUAUGGCUUCAGGGUUAAAAACUGUUUUGCCUUCAGCAGAGUCAACAACAGCGUUCCAAUCAUAGAUGACAGAGGCUGUCCUGUCAAGGGAGGUAUAAUAGGAACUUUCACCUACGAUGAAGCCAAAGGUAUAGCUGAUGCACCCAUAAGAUCAAUGUUCAAGUUUCCAGAAGGAUCAGAAGUAAACUUUCAGUGUGAUGUAGCAUUAUGCAAAGGAGCUUGCCUACAACCAUCCUGCUCAGGAGAUGUCUCCAAUUCCUUGUCAUUAAAUAACGAAGAAGGUGUCCUUUUAGCUGCCAAUACUGUGUUUGUUCUUGAUCCCAGUGAAGCUCCUUUGAUUCAAGAACUCUGCGAAGACUCAACUGGUGUCCAUCCCAGUUGGUUACUGUGGCUCUGCGUAGCUUUUGGAAUCCUGUUCCUCAUUAUGCUCAUCAUCAACAUUUUCCUCUGUUCUGCCAUGACCUGUGCCUGUGCCAGGACAGAGAUUAUAGAGAAAGAGCCUAGUAUCAUUGAAGACUAUGAUCCUUACAGGAGUUGGCAUGGUAGCCAGUAUGGAUCAAGGUAUUCCUUGAAUGGAGCCCCUCAAAACCCUAAGGGCUAUACCUCAGGUGGUUCAACACUAAAUUCAGCAAGAUCGAUUUCAUCACACAGUGAUCACUAUGCCAUCGUUCACUCAAGACCUGGCAGUAGGGGGUAUAAAAAUAGGGGGCCUCCAUCACACAUAGGGAGUCACUACAGUGGGAAAUAGAAAAAGGACUAAAUAAAAUUAAGAGAAGAAAAAUAAACGAAUACUUGUAUAAAAACUUAUAGCGAAAUGUGUAUCAUAGACUAAAAAAUUAUGAAUAACUAUUAAUAAUAAUGUAAAAUUGUCAGGUUUCAAUUUGUUUAUACGUUAUUGCUUGUAUAUUUAUAUACAAAAACAAUGACAAUGACCAUGAAAUGAGGAUUUCAAAAUUAAAAAUAUCUGUGAUGACCAGUAAGUGAAGAACUAAAAACCUGAAGAUUUUUUGUAAAAAACACACAAAGUGUGUAGUUAGUUUUAGUCUAUGAUAUACUCAUUCUAACCAGUGAAGACAUAUGUCUUUUAUGAUUCAUAAUGAGGCAUAUUAGUGAGCUGAGCGUACAUAGGGUAUUAUUUUAGUGCAUAGCCAAACUUCAGGAGAUAAUUCUUUGAGUCAUAUUAAGACGAAAAAAAUUACCCCUAGAAAUUUGGCCUACAUACUUAAAUAACAUCCUGUAUAUGGAGUUAAUGUUACACAUAGUCCUAAUAUUCAUUCAUUCUGGAUAGGAUAAUAUAUUAUUAGGGCUCUGUGUAUUAUGGGUUACAUAUACUUCACAAUAAAAGUUCAAUUCUCAGAUCUGCAUUCAUAACAUAAUCAAUAUUUUUGUCUAAAGCUUUAAUUUUUUUACAAAAUCUAUUAUAAAAUUUAUAUUUUAGAAAUUAUUGAAUUUUAAGCAACAUUUUAAGACAACUUUAUUUGUAUAAAUUGUAAAUUAGAUUUAAAUAAUUAUUUUUAAGACAUAUUUUAUGCUACUAGUAUAUUUAUUAGGAUACUUUCUCAUUUUUUUUAUCAUUCAUUUCUAUAUUCUUUAUACUUUUCUUUGUCUAAUUGUAAUGUAAUAACUCUAAAUUUGUUAAAAAAUAAUGAAAAUACCAGUCGAAACACUGUUAAAAGAAUUCCUUUACUCUGUAUUAAAACAACUUAAAUUUAUUUUCUAUUUGUUUUGUUUAUUAAUUUUAACUUUUUUAGUAGAUUUAAGUUUGUAAAUUUAUCUUUUUCUAUGAAUUUUCAUCACAAUAAUUGUUAUGUAAAAAGUCUGAUAAAUAUACAAAG
Messenger RNA from Sitophilus oryzae (rice weevil), 2552 nucleotides. RefSeq lists its product as uncharacterized. The record is from RefSeq and is a predicted model, not a curated record. The transcript is spliced from 7 exons. The coding region runs from base 191 to 1465 and encodes 424 amino acids. NCBI's taxonomy places the organism in Eukaryota, Metazoa, Arthropoda, Insecta, Coleoptera, Curculionidae.